AUGGCAUCACUCCGUUUUGCUGCCGUGCCGAUAGUACGACGAUGCCUCUCAAGAAGCUCUCCGCGUCCAUUACAAGCUCAUACAAGCCAUGGCAUCCGGUGCCUGGCUACGAGCCCAUCACUGCGUAAUACCUCGUCAGCAGCGCAGAUGCAAAUCUUCCGCGAUGUCGCGCCGUUGCGCGACUACAGCCGACGUCUUCGCUCCGCCAAUCGCACAGUUGGCCUUGUCCCAACCAUGGGUGCCCUACACGAGGGCCAUGUCUCGCUCAUGCGACACGCAGCCGCUGAGAACACCGACGUCUUCGUCACCAUCUACGUGAACCCUACACAGUUCGGACUGAACGAGGAUCUCGCCUCAUACCCGAAGACAUGGGAAGCAGAUAUGCAGGUGUUGGAAAAAUUGAACCAAGAGCUGGCAACCGCAAACCAGGGACGUGUAACAGCUGUGUUCGCACCAACCACAAAGACAAUGUACCCUACACUGCCGCCCGAUAGCAGUAUACCGGGUGCAGGAAGCUUCAUCGAGAUGCGCCCGCUUGGCCAGCUUCUUGAGGGCGCGUCAAGACCUGUUUUCUUCCGCGGCGUAGCAACAGUCUGUAUGAAGCUCUUCAACAUCUGCGCCCCAGAUCGCGUCUACUUCGGCCAGAAAGAUGUCCAGCAAACCCGCGUCAUAAAGCGGCUGAUUCAAGACUUCCACUUGGACAUGAAUCUGCGCAUUGUUCCUACCUCUAGGGAAUCAGACGGACUUGCACUAUCUUCGCGCAAUGUGUAUCUCGGUGCACGGCGUCGCAAUGUUGGCAUCGUUCUCAACCAAGCGCUUCGCAAAGCAGAGCUACAGUACAAAAAUGGUAUGAGGCUUCGGAACGACGUCCUCUGGCCUGCGUUCGACCACGGCGACAUGACACUGCUCGAGCAAGAGCAGAUGGAACCCAGCAAACGCGCCAAGUUUGAGGUCGAUUACAUUAGUCUUGCAGACCCUGACACCAUGGAGGAGAUUGAUCAAAUCGACGAUUCGAAAGGUGCCAUUCUCAGUGGUGCGGUAAAAAUGCUGCCGGUCGAAGAACCGCAAGACGGUGAGGAUUUAGGUCAGCUGGAUGCUGAAGGUCGUCAGGUACCUGUGCGCUUGAUUGACAACAUAGUUUUGGACCCAAUGAGAUAA
This is a messenger RNA of Alternaria atra, 1158 nucleotides long. RefSeq lists its product as uncharacterized. Gene Ontology annotation, molecular function: pantoate-beta-alanine ligase activity. Bases 1 to 1158 code for a protein of 385 amino acids. The record is from RefSeq and is a predicted model, not a curated record. Gene Ontology annotation, biological process: pantothenate biosynthetic process. Lineage: Eukaryota; Fungi; Ascomycota; Dothideomycetes; Pleosporales; Pleosporaceae. The transcript is spliced from 2 exons.